UCAAGCAAGAUGGGCAUCAACUACGGGCGUGUAGGGAACAAUUUACCGUCCCCAUCCCGAUCCAUCGAGCACAUCCAAUCGAUGAGAGCUGGGCGCGUGAAGCUGUACGACGUGAACCCGGAGAUCCUGAAGCUGUUAUCAGGAACCAAGGUUCAAGUCUCCAUCAUGGUCCAGAACCACGAGAUCCCAGGCAUUGCGUCGAGCCAGAUCCUAGCCAACAGAUGGGUGAGGAGCAACGUCCUCCCAUACUAUCCCAGCACGAUGAUCCGGUUCGUCCUAGUCGGCAACGAGGUCUUGAGCUACAACAGCACUGAUCUAGACCGCCAAUUGUGGCACGACCUCGUCCCUGCGAUGCACAGGAUCAAGAACUCGCUUCGGUCAAACAGCAUCCGUAACAUCAAAGUGGGGACCCCGCUGGCGAUGGACGUGGUCGAAUCCACAUUCCCUCCCUCGAGUGGGAGGUUCCGCUCGGAUGUUGCCGAAUCUGUGAUGAUGCCACUGGUCCGCUUCUUGAACAGCACGAGGUCUUACUUCUUCCUCGAUGUGUAUCCUUACUUCCCAUGGUCGCGGAACCCGGGUGACAUCUCUCUGGACUUUGCGCUGUUCCGCGCAAAUUUCAACUACACAGAUCCUGCAACCGGGUUGACGUAUACUAAUCUCCUGGACCAGAUGCUCGACUCUAUAAUAUUCGCAAUGGAAAGGCUCGGCUACUCGAACAUCCCACUUCUAAUUGCUGAGACCGGAUGGCCAAACUCUGGCGACAUCGACGAACCUGGAGCGAACAUCUACAAUGCUGCCUCGUAUAACCGCAAUCUGAUCAAGAAGAUGACGGCCGAGCCGCCAGCUGGGACUCCUGCUCGGCCUGGGGUCGUCAUACCGACCUUCAUCUUUGCCUUAUAUGAUGAGAACUGUAAGGCAGGCCCCGGGACGGAGCGGCAUUGGGGACUAUUACAUGCCGAUGGCGGCAGUGUUUACGAGAUCGACUUAACCGGGAAGAGACCCGCUUUGUCGUACGGGCCUCUGCCAUUGCCCACCAAUAACAGGCCCUACAAGGGAAAACUGUGGUGUGUGGCGAGGAGAGAUGCGAACACGACUGAUUUCAGCUCGGCAUUGAGCUCUGCCUGCAGGAGGGGAAACGGCAUGUGCGACACGCUUGCACCCGGGAGAGAGUGCCACGAGCCGGCAUCGACGUUUCGGCAUGCGAGCUACGCUUUCAGCGCCUACUGGGCGCAGUUCAGGAGCCGAGGCGUGACGUGCUACUUUGAUGGACUGGCGGAGCAGACUGUUAGAGACCCAAGUCGUGGAUCUUGCAAAUUCCCUAGCGUGACCCUUUGA
Molecule: messenger RNA, 1335 nt
Organism: Syzygium oleosum
Lineage: Eukaryota; Viridiplantae; Streptophyta; Magnoliopsida; Myrtales; Myrtaceae
Product: probable glucan endo-1,3-beta-glucosidase A6
Exons: 2
Coding region: 10-1335 (441 amino acids)
Biological process (GO): carbohydrate metabolic process
Cellular component (GO): plasma membrane
Molecular function (GO): hydrolase activity, hydrolyzing O-glycosyl compounds
Source: RefSeq, a predicted model, not a curated record